UCUCGCUUGACUCGUUCCGCAAAACACGCAUUCUCCGCGCUCAGAGUUUCUCUGCGAAACACAAACAUGAUUAGCCUCGCCAAGUACAACCACGCCGGCGUUACCGGGGAAAGCCUCAAGUCGCUGUGGAAGCAGGUCUUGGAUUACUACUCGGCGCCUCACGCGGCCGAACCCUGCAAAGAAGCUCAGAGAGAAGAAGAACCCGAGCUCAAGUCGUACGAAGAGGCUCCGACCUUUUUGCAGCAGAACCCGUUCAUCAGGACGGGAUACCGAUGCAACCUGGAGCUUCGUCGCUGCUUCCGCAGCAUGUUUCAGUGGAACAACGAAACGCUCAACAUCUGGACCCACCUGGCCGGUUUUCUGAUCAUCCUCGGGCUCCUGGUUCACGACCUGCUUUUUCGGCUCGACGACGCCCGGCCGUCACCCAUGGAUCGCUUCUACUGCGUCGCCCUCUGCGCGACCUACAUGACGACUCUCCUGCUGUCUGUCGUGUACCACACCUUCAAUUGCCACUCGGAGCAUUCGUACAACUGCCUCCUCAAGUGGGACGUCUUGGGCGUCGCGCUCAGCCUCAGCGUCACCUUCAUCUCUGGAGUCCACUACGCCUUCGCCUGCAGGGCGGACCUCGAGACAAUCUACAACGGCAUUGAAGUGAGCAUGGUUGUUAUCGUUCUCGUGCUCAACUUCGCCCCCAAGUUCUCCGGGCCGGAAUACGAGAAGGCGCGACUCGUCGUGCUCAGCUCUCUGGUCAUCUUCGGCCUGGUACCCACCGCCCACUGGUUCAGCCUGAACGGAGGAUUCGCAGCACCCAUCGUUCAGCUGCUUUUGCCGCGCAUCGCCGUCAUGUUCCUCUACAUGGGAGUGGCGUUCACGGUGUACAAGUACCGCAUACCUGAGUGCUUCUUUCCCGGAAGGAUGGACCACCUGGGCUCGAGUCACCAGAUCUGGCACGUGGUCGUCUUCUUGUCCCUGGUGUGGUGGCACGAAACGUCUUUCGCCUACUUCAAUUACAUGAAAGACAAGGAGUGCGCCAUCCCAGUCGACCUGCUUGAUGCCGCUCCGUGAAGAAGUUCGAUCAAGAUCGUGCGAACACUACUCAAACCGGAGCGCAGGUCCUCAUGACGGGACCAGUGCUCCACGAAGAACCUCCGCUGAUGGCCGGGCACAGUGGCUUUAUCUGUAACUUUCGUUUACUCUGAAAGAAUCGUCAUAUAGGCCGUUGACUACAUAGGUUUCUCCUAGCCACCGUGAGAGCGAUGCUUGUCAACCGUCCAUAAGGUUCACCCUCUCAAGUAAGACAACCAGAAAGCUCAAACCCUUGUCAAAUCUGGGUGAUGUCUUCGGCUUUGAUAACGCUGCAGGAACGUGCCAACUAGGGUCACUCUAGUGAGAACCGUGUCCAUUUCAGUCCCUUCGGACGAGAGUGGAAAAUUGGCGUUUUAUCACGUGACACAUUUGCGGGUUAGCGAAUCGUUAUGUCCGUGGUAUUUCCCCAAUACAACCUUCGAGCGGAGGUCAGAUUUUGCCGACGUUGCCGUCAACGCUGCCCAAGUGAAAAGACCUUCAAUUGCGUCAAGGACUGCCGUCUAACCGAGAUCUUGAUCUUGAACGCAGUUCUUUCACCAUCACGAGUUCGUUGAAAUUGCGAAAUGUAAAACCGACGAUGAAAGGGCAAUGCGUCUUUAAGUUGAUUUCGAUCUUCUAGAGGCGUGAAAAGUGUCUUUAGUUCACUGGACGAUCUGCAUCACGCAUUAAAAUAAAUGUGUCUGAAACUGCA
This is a messenger RNA of Ixodes scapularis (black-legged tick), 1777 nucleotides long. Its product is annotated as progestin and adipoQ receptor family member 3. Gene Ontology annotation, molecular function: signaling receptor activity. The coding region runs from base 67 to 1065 and encodes 332 amino acids. NCBI's taxonomy places the organism in Eukaryota, Metazoa, Arthropoda, Arachnida, Ixodida, Ixodidae. The record is from RefSeq and is a predicted model, not a curated record. The transcript has a single exon. Gene Ontology annotation, cellular component: membrane.